UGACGUGUCACCGCGCACGGGGAGGGGAGGGAGGCGUCGGUGGCGACCGACCGGCUGAGAUGAGAUGAGCGGAGUUUGGAGCGUGAUUCAGGAUGGACAGUUAGGGAGCGGGUCAUGUCCCCGCUGCACGGGUCGACAUGCAGUGGAGAAGACACGUGGGCGGCUGCGUCUUCAGCCUCGUCUUCGUUGUGUCUUAUUUCACCAAUAAGUUUGUCCUGUCUGUGUUAAAAUUCACAUAUCCGACGUUAUUUCAAGGGUGGCAGACGUUCAUCGGAGCUCUUCUUCUUCUGCUCUUUGGAAAGCUGGGAUGGGUGGAGAUACAUCGCAUCACCAGAUCAGCAGCUCUGCCCUGGCUCCCAGCCUCCCUCCUCUUUGUUGGAAACAUAUAUGCUGGUUCCAGGGCCUUAUCGCGCAUCGAAAUCCCUUUUUUCUUCACACUUCAGAAUUCCUCUCACGUCGUUAGUUACUCAAUCCUGAAGAUCGUCCAUAGAGAGAAGAUGACGUGGCUGAAAUUUGUCAGCGUGUUUCUCAUGCUGCUUUCAGCCAUCAACCUUCCCCUCUAUGAUCCUCAGUUUGACUCCAGUGGUUACCAGUGGGCUGUUUGUCAUCUGUUCUGUGUUGGUGCAUACAGGGUGUUUCAGGUUCACUACAAGCCCAGUAACUUGAGUGACCUUGAACAACAGUGCAUCAACUAUUUGUUCAGCGUGCUGUUGCUGGCAGUUGCUGCUCAUCCAACAGGCGACCUCACGGGCGCCCUGGAGUUCCCCUCCCUUCAGUCUCACACAUUUCACUGUGGCUGCUGUGCCAGUGCACUGCUGGGUUUUUUGCUGCUGUUGGCCACUGUCAAACUAAAAAGUGGACUGUCCCUUGAGCACUUUGGGAUCUGGAGAUUUUUGUCAAAGGUUACUGCCAUGUCCCUCUCCCCGCUUGUUUUCCCCAUGGACAUUAACGCUCCUUCUCUAAUUUGUGUGGUGGUCAGUCAUGUCGGCGAGGCGCUGCUGGUGUAUUCUGACAGAGAACCUCCUCAGCUGUGAUCAACAGAAACUUUCACUUCAUGAAGUGAAAAAAGUUAUUUUUUCAAAUUAUUUUUGUAAUAUCUCUCGCCGAACAAAUAAAAUGAUCUCUUUGUACAUA
Messenger RNA from Scophthalmus maximus (turbot), 1134 nucleotides. Its product is annotated as transmembrane protein 241. NCBI's taxonomy places the organism in Eukaryota, Metazoa, Chordata, Actinopteri, Pleuronectiformes, Scophthalmidae. The transcript is spliced from 15 exons. The record is from RefSeq and is a predicted model, not a curated record. Gene Ontology annotation, cellular component: Golgi apparatus. The coding region runs from base 138 to 1034 and encodes 298 amino acids. Gene Ontology annotation, molecular function: antiporter activity.